This is a messenger RNA of Naegleria lovaniensis, 1995 nucleotides long. RefSeq lists its product as uncharacterized. Bases 1 to 1995 code for a protein of 664 amino acids. The record is from RefSeq and is a predicted model, not a curated record. The transcript has a single exon. Gene Ontology annotation, molecular function: protein binding; FMN binding. NCBI's taxonomy places the organism in Eukaryota, Heterolobosea, Eutetramitea, Acrasida, Naegleriidae.
AUGAAAAAGGCAAAUCCUUCUUGCGUCAUCGUGUAUAGACCUUUCGGAGCAAGUUUCGGUCAUUCAGCACUAUUACCAUCAUCCAAGUUGUUCGUGCCAAAUGACGAACAACAACACCAUCAUGGUGAGGUUUUGGAAGGAGAGUAUAAAAGUAUAAUUUCAAAGAAUGGAUUGAGAAGGUUACUUUUCACUUUUCUCGGAUAUGGGGAUGGCUCUCUCAAAUUGUUUUUGACUCAUGAUCACCAUACAGAUCAUCGGAUUGAAAAUAACAAGGUGAAGAUUUUCAAAUUCACUGAACUUCUGAAAGGAUUGUCAUCAAUAGAUGGCAUGAUGGUACUUGAAAAUGUUUCAUCCCGACACCACAAACAGAGACAAACGAACGAUUCGUUUUCGAGUGGGAAAAAUACAUUUGAAGGUACCACUUUCCCCUCCAUGAUGACGAUUCACUCAUUUACUUUAUUAGUAAUUUCAAAAUUUGGAAAAGCAAAAUCAUCAAUUAUUGCUUUCAAAAUUAAUUUACAAUAUGCUUGUACUCCACAGUUGCCUUCAACUGACAUUGAGAUUGAAAACACACUUAUUGAAAUAGUUCCUGACACCAGCUUACUUCCCACAAAAUCAAUAGUUGGAUUGGACAUUCUCACUACUACAACGGCCAUCAAAAAGAAAGUAACAGAGAAAUACCUUGUGGCAAUUACUACGGAUAAUCAUGUAUGGAUAUGGCAUGAAAAAAAUUUAGACAAACUCGUAGCUUGCAUGCCGUUACCAGAUAUAGAAUCGUCAGAAUUAGUUCUCGAUUUUUCAAUUUUAGCCUUGCAUGAUGGAUCACAGAUGUUAUGCACUUUAACUUCAAGCCAAUCAUUACUCUUUUUUAAGCUCAACAAAAAUGACACCGCUAUUACACUACAAAAAAUGGCUGUAGAUGAACAGUUUGCUCAACAAGAUAUUUCCAUAACAUGUAUCCAUACGAUGAACAAUUUAAUUGUAACUCAUUUCAAAAACAAGCUUGCUCAUGUGAUUUCAUUGAACACUUCCCAUGUCGAAGACGUUUACAAAUUAGAGCUCGAAGAUGUCGCUCUGUUACAUUUUACAAAUCGUGAAAACUUUAUUUUCUAUCAUCAAAAAACUCGAAAAUUGACGCAAUGCCUGAAUGGAAUUCAACACUGUAUCGACACGAUGGUUGAAAGCGAAUCUAAUUUACGCAUUUUCUGUGUAACAAAGGAUGGAAAUUACAUGAUUGUAAUUAUUGGUUCGUGGCUUUUUGUGUUGAAAAUUGUAACAGAUGGACAGGCCAAGCUCAUUCUAAAAUGUGACAUUCUUAAUGAUCACUCUUUACUUCAUGAGGCAAUCAUUGGAAACUCUGAGAAAAACAAAUUUAUUUCCGUAGUUCCUGCAAAUUUACUCUCAAGACUUUUAUAUACAAAUCCUGUUUGCCUGUUGACAAGUUCAUUCAACGAUCAACGGAAUAUUAUGACCAUCACUUGGCUCACUCCUGUGGAUAAUAGUGGCCAUUUUGUGUGCUCCAUGAACACUGGAAGACAUUCAGCGUCAUUAGUGCUACCUAGCAUGAAAUUUGCUCUCAGCGUACCGACCACUGCACUUGCAGACACAGUUCUUGCCAUUGGUGGAUGCAGCGGAAGCUCCAUUGACAAGUUUGAAAAGUUUGUCAAUUGUUUAGAUGACGUUAAGCAUGAGCAGACUCAUCAUUCACCACGAAAACCACUCUCACUCGUGACACACCACGUUGAAAAACAUGGUUCAUUUUACUGCUUUUCGGAAUGCUGUGCUCAUUUAUGCUGUGUCAUUGAGAAAGAAUUGGAAAGAACAUGUCCCAAUCAUCAUCUAUUCUAUUGCAGAGUUGUUGCUGGUUUUGUGAAGCAAGGUUAUUGGCAAGAUGGUAAAAUGUUCGUUUCGAAUAAUGAAGCGAUUUGCCCUCCCUAUUUGACAUUUGUUGGAAGUCAACAGUUUGCUAAAAUUUCGAAUUUGACUAAUGACUGA